Molecule: messenger RNA, 1920 nt
Organism: Aspergillus novofumigatus IBT 16806
Lineage: Eukaryota; Fungi; Ascomycota; Eurotiomycetes; Eurotiales; Aspergillaceae
Exons: 4
Coding region: 1-1464 (487 amino acids)
Source: RefSeq, a predicted model, not a curated record
AUGUUCAAUCUCUUCAAGCAAACAAAAGUAGCACCACGCGUGGUGGCCGGAGAUGAGGUGGUCGAAUUGCCCUUCUUCGACGAUACUCUGCUCCUGCAGACGUUCGUGCUGCACUCAAUGUUCGUGUUCGACCAAGCGCUUGACGUCUUGAAGCUACAGGAUGCGCUCGAGCGCCUGGGGCAGCGAGCAGGUUGGCGAAAGCUAGCGGCUCGGCUCCGGAGGAACGCCGCUGGUCAGCUCGAAUUCCACAUCCCAACUGAAUUCUCAAGCCAACGACCAGCUAUCGCGCAAACCCAUAUUCAUCAUGAAACGCCGCUGUCACAGCACCCAGUUUCGGCUUUUCUCCCAAAACCAUCUGCGCAGCCCGCCAUUGUCGGCAAUGCCGAGGACCUGCGGCCCCUUUACGAGGGCCUCAACUGUCCAACCAAGCUGGACGACUACCUGUACGAAGACCGGUCAGUUGUCGGCCUACACGUCGUCUCCUUCCAUGAUGCGACAGUUCUCACGCUGAACUGGAUACAUGCUGCCUUCGACGCCACAGCCAAGAAAGCCAUCCUCGAUGCGUGGAAUCUGGUUAUGCUGGGAAGAGAAGAUCAGAUUCCUACCCCCGUAAGUUACAGGGAGGACGCGCUCAAGGACCUUGGAACGAACCCCCUAUCGCCACAUGCGCUGGCGGACCGAAAGACUUCCACGCUGGGAAUGAUCCGCUGGGCGCUAAGCAAUGUCACGGACUUAUUCUUUCGCAGCCAGGAAACACGCAUUAUUUGUGUACCUGCUGGAUUCGUCGAGAACCUGCACGCGGUAGCAAUGAAGGAACUGGUUUCUUUUCCGCCCGGACCUGGUGAGGAGAGGCCAUUCGUGUCCGAAGGGGACAUUCUGACGGCGUGGGUGGCACGUUUGGCAGUGUCGCAUUUAUCCCAGUAUCCAGACCGAACAGUCGCCAUUCAAAACGCCUUCUCGGCCAGAAAGGUCCUGCGACAGUAUCUUCCCGCUGACCAGCCGUACAUCGCCAACUGUGCCUUCUUCUUCAACGUCCUUGUCCCGGUCAAAGACGUCCUCGGGCGACCGCUGAGUUAUACGGCAUGGCAAAUCCGACGCGCCAUUAAGCAGCAAACUACGGCCGAGCAGACGGAAGCAUACUGCGCGCUGCUACGUUCGUCCGGUCAAAGCAAGCUGCCUCCCUUCUUUGGUGAUAGUUCCAUGCACAUGCUGAGCUUCUCCAACUGGACCAAGAUUGACUUCUUCGGGUUGGACUUUUCGGCUGCCGCUUUAAAGGGUGCUGGUCCGGUGAGGCCGAAGUAUAUCCAGAAUGUCCAGACGCCUUACAAGUUCACCGAGAUGUUCCCUAUUGUUGGGAAGGAUGAACAGGGAAAUUACUGGCUUAGCGGAACAAGGACAACGCAGAAUUGGGAUAUCAUUGAGCAAGCGCUGAGAGAGGAGAGUCCUAUGACUGGGAGUACCUAGCAUCCACCUUAGAAAAUGCGUACCUCACCAGGCCUGUGUAUGCAUCAACCUCCAAUCCAUUGCAGUCCAGAAUUGAUCUAUAUCAAUGUCCAUGCCAGGCGGUCCAGCGACGUCGGGGAAGCUGCUGGGACCUAGAUCUGGACCGGGGAAGGCUUGUCCGUCGGCACUGUGACCGGUGAAGUUCAUCUGUGCGGGUAUCGCCUCCGAAUGGGCACUGAUCGCGAUGCUGCUGUGAGACGGUUCUCCGGUGCUGCAGCUCGGUACCAUGGAGGAGCCCGAACUCGUCUGCCCUACUUUGCUGCGAAUAUCCAACACAAUCUGGGGUGCCUCCACGGGCAUGCCCCGUUGCCGAAGGAAUAUCUCCCGCGCUCCCCAAGCCUGGAGAACCACCCUUGCAAAGACGGUGAAGACACCCUGCCCGCUGGGCUUGGGGUGCAUGGCGCGCGCUUCGUAAUU